This is a messenger RNA of Leptinotarsa decemlineata (Colorado potato beetle), 1653 nucleotides long. RefSeq names its product Chitinase 5 (gene Cht5). The record is from RefSeq and is a predicted model, not a curated record. Gene Ontology annotation, molecular function: chitin binding; chitinase activity. Gene Ontology annotation, biological process: chitin catabolic process; carbohydrate metabolic process. Gene Ontology annotation, cellular component: extracellular region. Lineage: Eukaryota; Metazoa; Arthropoda; Insecta; Coleoptera; Chrysomelidae.
GAUGUUCAUGCCCUGGCUGUAUUUCUCCGUCUCGUCUCGUCUCGUCUGCAAAUAUUAACUACAUGAAAAAUAUUCACCAAUUCAUUCAUUCAUAUGCCUUUGUUCCAGAAAAAUGUUGUGGGUUUUGAUAUGUCCUGUCCUGCUAUCGACACUUCAUAGUACAGCAAAUUCCAGCCCAUCCAGAGUAGUAUGUUACUUCAGCAACUGGGCUAUAUAUAGACCAGGAGUAGGAAAAUAUGGAAUUGAUGAUGUACCAGUUGAUCUUUGUACUCACAUAGUGUAUUCCUUCAUAGGAGUUGACGAUAGAACAUGGGGAGUGCUAGUUAUCGAUCCGGAGUUGGAUGUUGAAAAUAACGGGUUCCGGAACUUCACCAACAUCAAGAAAACCCACCCCAACGUGAAAUUAGAAGUGGCUGUGGGAGGAUGGGCAGAAGGAGGAUCCAAAUAUUCUGCAAUGGUUGCUGAUAAAUCUAGAAGAGACCUUUUCAUCAGCAGCGUUGUCAAUUUCAUGAUUGAAUAUGAUUUCGACGGUUUCGAUUUGGACUGGGAAUAUCCUGGAGCAGCGGAUCGUGGUGGAAGUUUUUCCGACAAGGACAAGUUCUUCUAUUUCGUCGAAGAAUUGAGAAGGGCAUUCGAUAAGGUCGGGAAGAAUUGGGAGAUAACUAUGGCAGUUCCUGUAGCCAAGUUCCGUCUUCAAGAAGGGUACCAUGUUCCAGAAUUGUGCGAAUUACUGGAUGCUAUCCAUGUUAUGUCGUAUGACUUGAGAGGAAAUUGGGCAGGAUUCGCAGAUUCCCACAGUCCACUCUACAAAAGACCUCAUGAUCAAUGGGCUUAUGAGAAACUGAACGUCAGAUUAUGGGACCAGGUUGUGAUACACAAUCAUUGUUGGAAUUAUUUUUUUCAGAUCUGCACAGAAGUUAUGAACAAAGACGCAGGUUGGACCAAAAAAUGGGAUGAACAAGGCAGAGUUCCUUACGCAUAUAAGGGAACCCAGUGGGUUGGAUAUGAAGAUCCCGAAUCUGUUCAAAUCAAAAUGGACUGGAUCAAAUCUAAAGGAUACGGAGGAGCAAUGACUUGGGCCAUCGAUAUGGACGACUUCCAUGGGCUAUGUGGACCAAAAAAUGUUCUUAUUCAUAUCUUGGAUGCCAAUAUGAAAUCUUACGAUGUUCCAGAACCAACGUUCACAACCACUCCUCGGCCUGAGUGGGCUAGACCUCCCAGCACUCCUUCAGCUGACGGAUCGAAGCCGAUUGUUACGACACCGAAGCCCGGACAAUGGGUUCCAGAUGCUCCCUCCAGUGCAUCUGUCGAAACUACCAAAAAACCAACAACUGCCGCAGUAACGAUCACCACUGCAGCCCCUGUUAGUUCUUCAGCAGCUCCCUCCACCAGCUCUCCGAACGAAAUAGAUUAUCCCAGCGAAUGCAAAGGAGAUUUCAUGCCUCAUGAAGACUGUGCUAAGUACUAUCGUUGUGUUCACGGAAAGCCAGUUGCCUUCGACUGCGAACCCGGAACAGUUUACCAAACGGCCAGCAAUGUCUGUGACUGGCCCGUAAAUGCUGACAGAGAAAAAUGUAGAGCCUGACGUGUUUCAAGAAUGAAGACUAUUUAUUUAUGUACGAAUUAAGUAAUAAAUUAUAAUUUUUGUAUAAA